GAGCAAGCCCUGCACAGACACCAGAGCGAACACCGCUGUCACCGAAGAAGCUUCUCCUCUACACCUGCGGAGACAUGGCACCUUGCUCCUCCAACUUCUCCUUCAUGCAACAUGCAGGGAUUUCCGAGAGGGAUAUCAAAUUGCGAAAGCCCGUGGUGGAGAAAAUGCGACGGGAUCGCAUCAACAGCUGCAUCGAGCAGCUCAAGCUCAUCCUGGAGAAGGAGUUCCACAAGCGAGAGCCCAACUCCAAACUGGAGAAGGCCGACAUCCUGGAGAUGACCGUCAGCUUCCUGAGGCAGCAGCUGCAACCCGCCGCCGGAGCGAGCAGCGCCGAUUUCACCCGGGGCUACUCUCACUGCUGGAGGGACUCGCUGCACUUCCUCUCGGCGGGCCCCGGCAGCACGGGGGCCUCGCUGCGGGACGAGAUACACCGACGGGACCCAGGCUCCUCUCCGCUCUCCUCGCCCAGCAGAGGCACCAGGCUGCGGGAGAGCAACGGCGGCGCAGUGUGGAGGCCCUGGUAAGAAGACUCGGGGCCCCCCCCUCGCUCCUCAAUGAGUCGGAAGUACAUUUCCCACCCUUGCUCCUGCCUCAAGGUCUCCUCAUAUUGAUGGAGACGUUGUCAACGCCGCGGCCUCGAAAACCUUCGCUCUGACUGUGAUUCACCAUUGCACCUUUUGUUCUUCGGUUUUGGCGUGACGAUGGUUUUGUUGACUCGUUUACUCCAGUGGAGUUUGGAUAUCUUGCCCGAUUGUAACAGCGUAUCUCUGCCGUAUUGCGUCGUACUGACAGCCCAUGUUGAGAAUAUUUCUCUCUCUUAUCGUCGGAUGAACUAUGCCAAAUUAUAGAAUGUGGAGUCAUGUGACGUCUGCGUGUGAAUGCGUUACUGCUUUUGCUAUGACAUUUGUGCUCAUUUUGUACGACAAUUAACAAUAAAAUGAAACAAUCAUUACCCCCCGAAAAAAA
Molecule: messenger RNA, 966 nt
Organism: Hippocampus zosterae (dwarf seahorse)
Lineage: Eukaryota; Metazoa; Chordata; Actinopteri; Syngnathiformes; Syngnathidae
Gene: her12
Product: hairy-related 12
Exons: 2
Coding region: 75-524 (149 amino acids)
Biological process (GO): anterior/posterior pattern specification; regulation of transcription by RNA polymerase II; regulation of neurogenesis
Cellular component (GO): nucleus
Molecular function (GO): protein dimerization activity; DNA-binding transcription factor activity, RNA polymerase II-specific; RNA polymerase II cis-regulatory region sequence-specific DNA binding
Source: RefSeq, a predicted model, not a curated record